CACAGACUUGGACAGAAUCUGCUAUCUAAUAUCUAAAGUAUCUAUUAUCUAAAGUAUCUAGUAUCUACAGUAUCUAAUAUCUAAAGUAUCUAGUAUCUACAGUAUCUCGUCGUGUGUUUGGGCUCUCGUCGACAUUUUGAAGCAUUCACACAGCAAUAGGAAGAAGAUGUCGCUGGUGAGAGGAGGCGGUCGACCGCAACAAAACAAAGUGAAAAAGGCUGUUGUUCGCUCCAAGAAGUCAAACCCUCCUAAAAGAGAGUGGCUGAGCACUGUAAAUGACUUGUCCGUGCACAAGCUCUCGCCUGCAGAGCUGAAUCAUCGCCACGAGCUCCGCAAGUCCCACAACAAGGCUGCCGCCCAAUGGGAGCUGAGAGAGAAGGCUCUUCAAGGCCGUCUUGUUAAGCAGGCUGGCUCUAGUCCAGCUCCUCUAGACCAAAGCAGUCUCACAAUCCUAAGAGAGGUCUUUUCUGACAAGCUGCUGCUCCAAGAUGUGCUGGCCCGCUCCGACAGAGCUAUGGCUUUGGUCCAAAACCUGUUUGGAGAUGCUCCACGCAGGCAGACUGGGCAUGCAUGUGUGACCAUGGUUCCAAACUCCGACUCUCCUCCAACUCGCUUGUCACUCUUUGGCGAGUCUAUGGUGGAGCAGCAGGCUCUUAGUGAGCAAGAGGACAAUGAUGAUACCUCUUCGGCCACACUAAUCCAAAGGAAAAUGAAGGCAAAGAAUAAGGUGCAGCGCCAAAAGGUCUGUCGCCAGAGAUUCAGUAGCCCUGGAAGUCCGUGCAUGUCAGCCAGCGCACCAGCACAAACAGCUCUCAAUGCCACACUGGCAGUUCAGCGUUUAAGAUCUCAACAGAACCAGUCACAAGAAGCCAUGGGGGAGCCUUCUUUUCUUGUCUCCCAAGUCCUCAACCCUGAGUUGUCUCCUAGGCAAGCAGGCAGCUGUUGCACCGCCAGGACCAGGAAGCGUGUUUGCAAGACCGUCGAGCUGAACGGCUCCUCUGUUGCCUCUCUCAGCGGGGAGCAGUCCAGUCUGGGCCUGCUGCAGACCUUGUUAGGCCAAGUGGAGGUGGACUUGGAUCGUCUGAGUCCAGACGCGGGACCGGCAUGGAAUCAGAGUCAGCAGACAACACAUGGCUUCACUGGCUUCUCCGUGGCUUUGGUCUCCACUCUGGGGCGCCUAGUUCACAUCCUCAAAAAGCACCAAGAUGAAUCUGAGAGUGCGGUUGAGGAAAGACGCCGCCUGGAGGAGAAGCUGAGAGAGCAGCGAGGCCUGAUUGAUGCUCUGUCUGCUGAGAGCAUGACUCUGCGAGAAGAGGCCACCUCCCUGCAGCAACGGACAACAGAGCUGGAGAGAAAGUUGGAGUCUGUGGUGUCAACGUCUCAAUGUUCUGAUGUCAUAGCUACAGUUCAGCAGCCUGUUGGUGACCCACCACUCAUCUCUCUUUCUCCUGUUGGCCACCGCGACUCCUGGUGUCCACUUCCUGAUACUCAUCCUGGGCCAUCGCAUCAAGACGCCAACGACAAGCUCCGUGCUCAAAGCUCAAGCCUUCCUUCUUCGUUGUCACUAACCUCUGACCCUCUCCUGUCCCUGGAAGCCAUGGAGGCUGAGAUUGCUAAACUCUGCAGACUUAAGGAUGUGAUCAAAGCCCAGCUUAGCCAAGCUCGGGCUGGAGGCUUGUUUGACAGCAGUGGAGAGCAGAGGACUUUGAGUUCCAUCAGUGCAAGCAGAGUGACACCUCAUAGUGUCAGCAAUAGGACAACUGAGUCAGCCAGCACUACUCAACACGUCAAUCAACAGGGCACGCUGGCUAGUAACACCCUCAGUGUGCAACAGCGGCUCCUGGAGGUCAACAAGCAAAGUGCAGCAGCCAGGGGUCGACUGUUGGAGCUUAUCGAGCAGCAGAAGCAGAAUAUCUCCACUAAGGUGUCCCCGUCUGACUACCGUAUCCCUUCAUCGGCCUUCAGCCCACAGCCAGCAGGUGACGCAAGUGCUGACCAAUCAUUUCUGAUGCCUGCUGAGGAGUCACUGUCAGGUGCUGACAGACGACCAUCUGCUUGUGAAGUGUAUUCUCAGCAUUAUGAGGAAGCACAGAGGGAUGGAAGCACACAGGUAGACAAGCGGAGAGUCCAGGAGGGCUGGUUUGCCCUGUCUGCUCAUGUACGAUGCUAAAAGUUUCUUUUAUCGCUCCUUUUAAUUGGCCUUAAUAAAUGUUUUUUGAAGAAA
Nerophis lumbriciformis (worm pipefish) is the source of this 2224-nucleotide messenger RNA. It is a transcript of the gene spice1, whose product is annotated as spindle and centriole associated protein 1. Gene Ontology annotation, cellular component: spindle; centriole; centrosome. Gene Ontology annotation, biological process: mitotic spindle assembly; regulation of centriole replication; metaphase chromosome alignment. Lineage: Eukaryota; Metazoa; Chordata; Actinopteri; Syngnathiformes; Syngnathidae. The record is from RefSeq and is a predicted model, not a curated record.